Strongylus vulgaris is the source of this 461-nucleotide messenger RNA. NCBI's taxonomy places the organism in Eukaryota, Metazoa, Nematoda, Chromadorea, Rhabditida, Strongylidae. The record is from the annotation of a GenBank genome assembly.
AUGAUGAUCGAUAGUCUGAGUGGUGAGAUAAUUCAGAUGUGGCGACAUGGUGAUCGAUCACCGACGAAAACUUUUAAAAAUGAUCCAAUUCAAGAGGCAAACUGGACAUUUGGUGGUGGCGGAUUCGGGCAGUUGUCACCACUUGGAAUGCAUCAGAUGUUGAGGUUGGGAAAACUAAUACGAGAAACUUAUAUUGACACCAAAUUCUUAUCCAAUCGGUAUUCGUCAAAAGAAGUCUGUGCUCUUUUGAAAAAUAUAUACAUUCGUUCAACCGACACCAACAGGACUAUCAUAUCUGCACUAAGCAAUAUAAUGGGAAUGUACGGUACGAAUGCAGACCACGUCCCUGGUAGGGACUAUCCAGAUGAUACCAGUUGGCCUAGUGGAUAUGUUCCAAUACCUGUGCAUACAAUCUUUAAGCCUACUGAUUAUGUAUGUUUUAACAUUAUUCUUUUUUAAAU